This is a messenger RNA of Xyrauchen texanus (razorback sucker), 2799 nucleotides long. It is a transcript of the gene cnot6l, whose product is annotated as CCR4-NOT transcription complex, subunit 6-like. Gene Ontology annotation, cellular component: cytoplasm; CCR4-NOT complex; nucleus. Gene Ontology annotation, molecular function: poly(A)-specific ribonuclease activity; protein binding. Gene Ontology annotation, biological process: nuclear-transcribed mRNA poly(A) tail shortening. NCBI's taxonomy places the organism in Eukaryota, Metazoa, Chordata, Actinopteri, Cypriniformes, Catostomidae. The record is from RefSeq and is a predicted model, not a curated record. The transcript has 13 exons. Bases 164 to 1840 code for a protein of 558 amino acids.
UUUGAGUGGUUGUCAGGGGACCGUCACUGAGGCGGAAGCUCUGAAUGUUGUCCUUCCUACUGGCCGACUCUCAGGAUGAGGAUCGGUCACGGUCCGUCUAUAUGUUUCUGAUCAUCUUACACCAGCGGUUCCUCUCCCACCUCCCGAAUGCAGAUUAACAGGCAUGCCAAAAGAAAAAUAUGAUCCUCCAGACCCACGCAGAUUAUACACCAUCAUGUCAGCCGAGGAGGUGGCCAGUGGGAAGAAGUCACACUGGACCGAGUUGGAGAUUUCUGGGCGGGUCAGAAGCCUGAGCAGUUCACUAUGGACGCUGACCCAUUUGACUGCUCUCCACGUCAAUAACAACAACCUUAGCCGGAUCCCUCCGGAAAUCGCAAAGCUACCCCAUCUUGUCUACCUGAAUCUGUCCUCCAACAAAUUGCGCAGCCUGCCAGCAGAACUCGGCAACAUGGUGACUCUCAGGGAAUUGCUUUUGAACAACAAUUGUUUACGAGUUUUGCCUUAUGAACUUGGUCGGCUGUUCCAGUUGCAAAUCCUUGGUCUUAAAGGUAAUCCAUUGUCCCAGGAUAUACUCAACCUUUAUCAGGAGCCUGAUGGAACAAGAAAGUUAUUGAAUUACAUGCUUGACAAUUUAGCAGUCCACCCAGAACAACUCCCCCAAAGACCUUGGAUCACUUUGAAGGAGCGAGACCAAAUGAUGUCAACAGCUGUGUUCACAGUUAUGUGCUACAAUGUAUUGUGUGACAAGUAUGCAACAAGGCAGCUGUAUGGCUACUGUCCCUCUUGGGCCCUUAACUGGGAAUACAGGAAGAAAGGCAUCAUGGAAGAGAUCACUAAUUGUGAUGCUGACAUCAUCAGCCUGCAGGAGGUGGAAACAGAGCAGUACUACUCUUUCUUUCUGGAAACAUUGAAAGAGCGUGGAUAUGAUGGCUUUUUCUGUCCAAAGUCUCGUGCCAAACUUGUAUCAGAACAGGAGAGGAAACAUGUGGAUGGCUGUGCUGUGUUCUUCAAGCCUGAGAAAUUUGCUCUGGUGCAGAAACACACAGUGGAGUUCAACCAGGUUGCCAUGGCAAACUCCGAGGGCUCGGAGGUCAUGCUUAAUAGAGUCAUGACCAAAGAUAACAUAGGUGUAGCUGUCCUAUUAGAGGUGAAAAAAGACCUGUUUCCUAGUGAUUUAAAGCUGCCUUCAGAGAAACAACUCUUGCUGAUAGCUAAUGCCCACAUGCACUGGGAUCCAGAGUACUCUGAUGUGAAGCUCAUCCAGACCGUGAUGUUUCUGUCUGAGCUGAAGAGCAUAGCUGAGAGGGCCUCAGGCUCCAUUAACUCCUCACCCACUUCAGACACCAGCUUCAUUCCUAUUGUCCUGUGUGCUGACCUCAACUCUCUCCCAGACUCUGGUGUAGUGGAGUAUCUGAGCAAUGGUGGAGUUGCAGAAAAUCACAAAGACUUUAAGGAACUACGCUACAGUGAUUGUUUAACCAACUUCAGUUGCAACAGCAAAAACGGCAAGCCCGAUGGCAGUGUCACGCACAGUUUCCAGCUGAAGAGCGCCUACGAGGGGAAUCUGAUUCCCUACACCAACUACACUUAUGACUUCAAAGGUGUGAUUGACUACAUCUUCUUCUGUAAGACACACAUGAGCGUUCUGGGAGUUCUGGGUCCUGUAGAGACUCAGUGGCUGAAGGACAACAGCAUAACCGGCUGCCCCCACCCGCACAUCCCUUCCGAUCACUUUUCCCUCCUGGCUCAGCUGGAGUACCACCCACCUUUGUCCUCCCUCAAUGGGUUGCAUCUGCCUGUCCACAGUACUGCCUGUGAAAGCAAGACGCUUAAAGAAUGAGCCAGCUGCACCAGCAUUCCAGCCCCCUUUCAUCCAUUUAUCCAUUCAUCCAUCUCUUCACCGGAGAGACAUGAUGUCUUCUAAAGUUGCUGUUAUCCACUUUUAAUAUUCUUAUGGGGAAAAUAAAUUAUGUGGUUUAACAGUGCUGCUAAGCCAAUUUGCUUUGCCAAAAAAAUCAACAUCUUUCAAUUAUUCUGCUAAAGAACUGACAUACAUUGAAGAGGAAAUCCAUUUAAAAUAGUUUACUGGAACCAGUAUGUUUUUUUUUAUUGUUGUUGCACUUAAAUAUGUUUGAAACCAAUCCAGUAAAGCCAACAAAAUGUGUUCCUUGCAUAUGGAUAUAUCUGUUCCCCAUUUCUGUCAGGCUGGUAGAGAAAUGUUAUUGCCAUUUAAUUUGAAUGUUGCUAUUCAGAGUAAAUUCUGCAUUUAUACAAGCUGAACAUAUUUUCCCUUGGCAAAGAGUCUGACCUUCAUACUCUUUUUAAUCCUGUUUGUUUGAUUUGGGUUUUUUAAAGUAGAAAUAUAACCAUGUGGAAAAAACCAUUAUUCUUUCUGUGGACCUGUGGACUGGUGCAAGUCUUUUUUGAGAAAUAUGAGAUACCAUUGAUGAAGGACUGACUAAGGCAUGAUUGUACGGUGAUGUUAAGCAUUUUUUUUUACAAAGGUACUGUUAGAGACUAUGACUAGAAUAGCCAAACAAGAGCAUUUGUUCUCUAUAAGAUGACUGCAUUAUUACAGGAUGUUCUCAUUGAAUUUUGUGUUAAACAAUAGCCUUUUCAUGCAGUUUCUUCUCAGCUGAGGAACGCAGGUUCUGUUACUCUUGUUUGAUCUAAAAAAAAACUUUCUUUAUUGUAUUCAUUUUACACCUUAUAAUUAAAGGUGCUUCAUGUGGACUGUUUAGAUCUAAAUCAAUUGGAAGGCUUGGCCUUAUGUUUCCACCUUAAAGUCAAUAAAGAUGU